Molecule: messenger RNA, 1446 nt
Organism: Aspergillus pseudoviridinutans
Lineage: Eukaryota; Fungi; Ascomycota; Eurotiomycetes; Eurotiales; Aspergillaceae
Exons: 2
Coding region: 1-1446 (481 amino acids)
Molecular function (GO): FAD binding; oxidoreductase activity
Source: RefSeq, a predicted model, not a curated record
AUGGGGAAUACGCCUAGCACUGCGGCUGCCCGAGAGUGUUUGCUUUCAGCCCUAGGAGGUGAUCUGGGGCUCGUAACGUUCGGUCCAGAGAACGUCCACCUCUCUAACCUGGAAUUCCCCGUCUCCCCAAUCGCAAUUACAUACCCAGAACACUCAGAGCAAAUUUCUGGCAUUGUGAGGUGUGCACGCUCCUUUGACUACAAAAUUCAGGCCAGGUCAGGUGGGCACAGUUUGGGAAACUAUGGGCUGGGUGGAACCGACGGCGCCGUCGUUGUCGAUAUGAGACAUUUCCAGCAGUUUUCUAUGGAGCACUCUACAUACAGAGCUGCCAUCGGCGCUGCAGUCACCGUCGGUAAUGUUGCCGAACAGCUAUAUCAGGCAGGAGGACGAGCAAUGACCCAUGGGAGUUGUACCUCAGUCGGCGCCGGGGGCCAUUUUACUAUUGGGGGGAUAGGCCCAACGGUCCGGAAAUGGGGAAUGGCUCUCGACCAUGUUGAAGAAGCAGAAAUCGUGCUGGCGGAUGGUCAGAUUAUUCGAGCUUCCAAUACGGAGAGUCCAGAAGUCUUCUUUGCGCUCAAAGGUGCUGCGGCGAGUUUUGGCAUUGUCACCGAGUUCACGGUUCGCACGCAACCAGCACCAACAAUUGCAGUGAAGUACGAUUACACCAUAGAUGUGGACACCCGGGAUGCGGACGAACAAGCUAAGAUAUUUUCCAAUUGGCAGACCUUUGUAUCCGACCGUAACCUCACAAGAGAUUUGGAUAUGACAUUGACGGUAGAGCGACCGAACAUACGACUGAGUGGAUAUUUCUAUGGCACCAGAGUGGAGUUUGAGGAACUGAACCUGAAGGAGCAGUUUCCCGUCAAAAGCCCAGGAGGCGUCACGGUCCUUACAGGUUGGCCGGAAAUUAUAAAUGCCACCUUGUACGACCGCGGCCCUGCUUACUCAUAUGUUAAAUCGCUGGGAAUUACGCUCCAGAAUCCUAUACCUUACUCAAACGCGGUAGAGCUCUUCCGCMAUCUUUACACCGCGGAUUCGGGCAACGCACGCUGGUAUAUUACGUUCAGGUUGGCUGGAGGUGCUGCCAAUGACUACCCUGUGGGAGCCACAGCAUUUCCACAUCGAGACGUUCUCUACUGGAUCGCCGCCCAUGCUGUGAACACUACUGAGCCUUUGACCCCCGCUGCCUUUGCGUUCCUGAACAGAGCAUACGAAAGCGCUGCUGUGACAUCGGGUCCUCUUCCAAUGUACCUGGGGGACCUGGAUCCACUGAUGCCAAAAGCACAGAUGAAGUACUGGCGGUCGAACCUGCCUCGACUGGAACGGCUCAAGGCCGAUAUUGAUCCACAAGACAUUUUCCACAACCCACAAGGUGUACGAGUCAUUCCUACGGAGCGCAGAGCUUCGCGCGCUCUGGAUACUACCAUAGGGCCCAACCAGACUUGA